AUGGACGAACCACAGGAGCCUCCUGCUGACGACAGUCAUGCCUCUCGCCAGGGUUCGCCGCAACCAGGGCGCCGGUUGUCCAUCGACGAAGACUUGUUUUACCACCGCGUCAUGUCAGCUCCCCCCCGACGAUCUUCGCUACCGCCACCUUAUGUACCCGGCGAGUCAGCUUAUGCCGAUGCCACUUAUCACAACCAUACGAAUUUCAACGGCGAGUCAAGCUGUGCUACGAGUGACGUUCCUGAGGAGCUGCCAGGCUAUUCCAAUUCGAUUUACUUGGAAGGCAUUUUCGCCAAGAAGUAUGAAAUUGAAGAUACCAUCAAAAGAGCCGAGGACCGCCGCUGGCACAACUGCUUUGUGGUUUUGCACGGGACCGCUCUUCACAUCCACCGUAUCAAGAAAGACUGGGGCUGGGGAAAGACGAGGGACGGUCCCAGCAUAUGUCCGGAUAACCCUCCAUGGGUGAGAAAGUCGAAGCUGGAGAAGACUUAUAGUUUGUUGCACGCAGAUGCUGGUAUUGCUGCUGACUACAAAAAACGACGCUACGUUAUCCGCAUCCGAGCAGAGACGGAUCAGUUUCUUCUUUCAUGCAUCGAGCUAGGCACGUUUGUCAAGUGGCUCGAAGCCUUGUUUGCUGCUAUUGACAUUGCGGCCCCCAUUGACGAGCGUGACUUUCCUCGCGACAUGUCCAUCCCACGAGUCCAGCGUAUCCGUUGGUUCCGCGGACAAUCACCAGUGCGGAUGCCAAGCCCUGUACGGACACAGGACCCAGACCAGUCGAUCGAACCAACAGCCCAUUUGGAAGGACGACGUCACUCGUCUCCGCGACGCCCACGCGCUACUUCUCGCAGCGAAACAGCUGAAAUCCUGGCACAAGAUACACUGCUAGGGUUUCCCGAUCACGAAAUCGAAGGCGUACAAAACGCUAUUGAAUCAGACUCGGAAGAAUCUGAAGAAUCUGAAGACGAAGAUGAGGAUGCCCCCACCAGAGGGCCUAGGCUGGCGCACCGGCUAAGCACAACAUCAUACCACAACGCUUCAAUAGACCCAUUCUCUGGCAAGUGGUUCCCAGAGCACAAAUGGUCAGAGGCACACGACAUGCUUUACGCCAAGCUAUGCUACAGCAACCUACUAUUUCGGAGCCCAAGACGGUCCAACUACAUUAUCAGCAAGGGCAAGCAGUGGUUUGUCGACUGGGCUAGCGGACGCAUGGUACGGGUUCUGCCACCUGGUUACGGUGAAGAUGUCUGCGGGCCGUGGCAAAUGGUCCACAUGGAAAACACACGCAUUUAA
This is a messenger RNA of Cordyceps militaris CM01, 1293 nucleotides long. Its product is annotated as PH domain containing protein. Lineage: Eukaryota; Fungi; Ascomycota; Sordariomycetes; Hypocreales; Cordycipitaceae. The coding region runs from base 1 to 1293 and encodes 430 amino acids. The transcript has 2 exons. The record is from RefSeq and is a predicted model, not a curated record.